Messenger RNA from Elgaria multicarinata webbii, 2986 nucleotides. It is a transcript of the gene ZNF618, whose product is annotated as zinc finger protein 618. Bases 116 to 2971 code for a protein of 951 amino acids. NCBI's taxonomy places the organism in Eukaryota, Metazoa, Chordata, Lepidosauria, Squamata, Anguidae. The record is from RefSeq and is a predicted model, not a curated record. The transcript is spliced from 14 exons.
GGCCGUGGCUCCGCAUUGUGCGCGGCGCAGCGAGAGCGAGAGCGGCAGGCCGGCCCGGGAGGAGCCGCCGCCGCCGCCGCCGCCGCCGCCGCCCCUCUGCCCCGAGUCCAGCCCCAUGAAGGAGCCGGGCGGCUCCGGGGCGGCAGAAGGAACCGCUAGUGCCGCGGCUUCUCCCGAGGACGCAGCAGCAGGAGCUGCCGCCGGCGCCGCUUCCUCCUCCUCCCCGGCGGCGGCGGCGGCGGCACAGGCCGAGGGGAGCAGCAGCAUUGGAACACGAGCCUCUGCCGGCAGGGAGCGCCUGAAGCAGUCCCAGAAGAGCAUGAAGGCAGAAGGCUCCGAUUCAGCAGCAUCCCCGUGCUCACCCAGCGAGGAGGCAACAGGAGCGACGAUGGCCGAGGUGAAGGUGAAGACAGAGAUACCAGAUGACUACAUUCAGGAAGUGAUCUGGCAGGACGAUGCCAAAGAUUCCAAGAAGAACGUGAAAGAGGGGGCCGGAGAAGUGCCGGCAGAGAUCUGCGUGGUGAUCGGCGGGGUCCGCAACCAGCAGACGCUCGGAUCCUACGAGUGCGGUAUAUGUGGAAAGAAAUAUAAGUACUACAAUUGUUUCCAGACCCACGUCCGAGCACAUCGAGACACAGAAGCUGCGUCGGGCGAAGGCGUCUCCCAAGGCAAUAAUUUCAGGUACACGUGUGAUAUUUGCGGGAAGAAGUACAAAUACUACAGUUGUUUCCAAGAGCACAGAGACCUGCACGCAGUGGAUGAUCCCUACGACCAAGCAAUGAUUGCGAAGGAAGAAGUGAAGGAAGAGGAGCCAGAGCCGUUUCAGAAGAUUGGUCCAAGUAUGACUUACCGAGUUUGCAACUUAAAAACUGGCAACUACACCUGCGAGUUCUGUGGCAAGCAGUACAAGUACUACACUCCCUACCAGGAGCACGUGGCCCUUCACGCCCCCAUCAAGUACUCUCGAUCUCCACUCUUCAUGGCUGUGAAGACCCAAGCGAGCCAGUCGGGCAAAAAAACGCCAGCAGCGUCCAUAAUCCGGUGUUCCUCCCUCCUCCAACGCACUCCCUCCGGUGUCCCACCGGCGUCCCAGUCCCAGAUGUUCCGCGCUCCAAAUUCUGGAUCCCCGGGAAGCAAGGCCACCACAGCAGAAAGCGCUUUCAGUCGGAGAGUGGAAAGCAAAUUGCAAAACAACUUUGAAGAAACGAACAGCAGCUCUCAAAACUCUAGUGAAACGGCCAGUCCCCUGGUUUCAAAUCCUUUGCCGCUUUUGCAAAAGCCAUACACCUGCGGGGCCUGCGGCAUCCAGUUCCAGUUCUACAACAAUCUCCUGGAACACAUGCAGUCCCAUGCAGCUGAUAAUGAGAACAGCAUUGCCUCAAACCAGCCCAGGUCACCUCCAGCAGUGGUGGAAGAGAAGUGGAAGCCACAGCCCCAAAGGAACAACACCAACAACACCUCGGCCAGCAGCUCGCUUGCGAACAGUGCCAUCCCUGAAAAGGAACGGCAGAACAUUGCGGAGAGACUGCUGCGGGUGAUGUGCGCUGACCUGGGGACACUGAGCGUGGUGAGCGGCAAAGAGUUCCUCAAGCUGGCGCAAACCCUUGUUGACAGUGGCGCCCGUUACGGUGCCUUCUCAGUCACUGAAAUCCUUGGCAACUUCAACACGCUGGCCCUCAAGCACCUGCCCCGGAUGUACAACCAGGUAAAGGUGAAGGUCACCUGUGCUCUGGGCAGUAACGCCUGCCUGGGGAUCGGGGUCACGUGCCACUCGCAGAGCGUCGGCCCCGACUCCUGCUACAUCUUGACAGCGUACCAGGCGGAAGGCAGCAACAUCAAGAGCUACGUCCUGGGCAUCAAGGGGGUGGACAUCCGCGACAACGGGGACCUGGUCCACCACUGGGUGCAGAACGUGCUGUCUGAGUUUGUGAUGUCGGAGAUCCGGACGGUGUACGUGACGGACUGUAAAGUGAACUCCUCUGCCUUCUCCAAGGCGGGCAUGUGCUUGCGCUGUUCCGCGUGUGCCUUGAACUCGGUCGUGCAGAGCGUGCUCAACAAGCGGACCCUACAGGCGCGCAACAUGCACGAGGUCAUUGAGCUGCUCAACGUCUGCGAGGACCUGGCCGGCUCAGCGGGCAUCUCGAAGGAGACCUUUGGCUCCCUGGAGGAGAUGUCGCCCCCGCCCUGCUGGAACUCUGUCACAGACUCCCUGCUGCUCGUCCAUGAGCGCUAUGAGCAGAUCUGCGAAUUCUACAGCCGGGCCAAGAAGAUGAACCUCAUCCAGAACCUCAACAAGCACCUGCUGAGCAACCUGGCGGCCAUCCUGGCCCCCGUGAAGCAGGCCGUGGUCGAGCUGAGCAACGAGAGCCGGCCCACACUGCAGCUGGUGCUGCCCACCUAUGUGAAGCUGGAGAAGCUCUUCACCUCCAAGGCCAAUGACGCGGGCAUUGUCAGCAAGCUGUGCCACCUCUUCCUGGAAGCGCUGAAGGAGAACUUCAAGGUCCACUCAGCACACAAGGUGGCCAUGAUCCUGGACCCCCAGCAGAAGCUGCGCCCAGUCCCACCGUACCAGCACGAGGAGAUCAUCGGCAAGGUGUGCGAGUUGAUCAACGAAGUGAAGGAGUCUUGGGCAGAGGAGCCCGACUUUGAGCCUCCUGCCAAAAAGCCACGGACGUCAAGCGAGAGCUCGCCGGCUCGGGAGGAAGACCGCUCCGGCAAAAACGAAGUCUACGACUACCUGCAGGAGCCCCUCUUCCAAGCACCCCCCGACCUCUUUCAGUACUGGUCCUGUGUGACGCAGAAGCAUACGAAACUUGCCAAGCUGGCCUUCUGGCUCCUGGCGGUGCCUGCCGUGGGGGCCAGAAGCAAUUGUGUAAAUAUGUGUGAACAAGCCCUCUUGAUCAAGAGGCGGCGGCUGUUGAGUCCGGAGGACAUGAACAAACUCAUGUUCUUGAAGUCCAACAUGCUUUAAAACUCGGGGGUGGGG